This is a messenger RNA of Puccinia graminis f. sp. tritici CRL 75-36-700-3, 1362 nucleotides long. RefSeq lists its product as uncharacterized. Lineage: Eukaryota; Fungi; Basidiomycota; Pucciniomycetes; Pucciniales; Pucciniaceae. Bases 1 to 1362 code for a protein of 453 amino acids. The record is from RefSeq and is a predicted model, not a curated record. The transcript has 5 exons.
AUGGCUCCCAGGACUGGCUUCAAACGUGGUUCGGAUUAUGAUGACACUGCAAGCCUCGAUUCCCAAGCACUCCGAAACUUGCAGAAAGCUCAUGAUGGGGCCAUCCGGAAGGUGGUGGAUUUCGACAUAAUGGCAGUCUUCUUAAUGCAAGAGUUCGACAAACACCACAUCCAUAAGAUACUAGAAAUGGUCGGCGCUGUUUUUACUGAGGGAAGCCCACCUCAAACCAUGCUCCAGAACCAGAUCAAUGAAGCUGCCAAAUUAGUCCGACAUAGAAUCCAAGCUUAUGCAGACGAAAUCAAAGUCAACCCAGCGACCAAGAAACCCUUUUGUCUCCGCUUUCCAACACUCCAGUCCGUGAUAUCCCAUUCCAUUAAAUUGGAAAAACAAUGCGAACUUCUGCCCAGUGAUUCAAUGGUCAUACUUCUUGAUGAGGGGGGCAUCUGUGUGGGAGUAGGACUUCCUCCAAAGCCGGCUUCCAGCAACACAGUUCAUAUUCCGACCGAUGUUAGGGCCGAAACCACCCUCAAUGCUUUUGUUUCAGCUAAUGUACUGGAGGUCAACCCAAACGAAGAGUUUGGUGAUGGUCCAGAUACAAACUUGCCUCCUAUGUCACCAUUCCCACUUUCGUCAAACCCUAAGGGUCUGGUUCGUGCUGCCAAGGAGGCAAAGGAUUCCACUUGCUCAUUUCAGGCAUAUGGCUUUGGGUUGGGAAGUCCCCUGUCAACUGGAGCUGCCGACAAAAAAAUCCCCUGUUUAACCCAUCACAUCAAAACUGAAGAGCUACAGGGCUGGGGAGACGCUUGGCGAUCAGACGAAGAAGAAGAGCCUCACCUUCCAGAACCAUUGAGGUCUGAAACUGGCGCAACCUUCAGGGGCCUAGUGGAACUGAGAUGCGACACGGUAUAUUACUCGAGGGUUUCUUAUUGGAUCAACAAAAUUUUCCUGCCUAAAUCUUCAGCUGUAGCCGAACUGGCUAUUGAAUUUCUAUCUAAGAAUAGAUCUUCUGCAGUAAAAGAAGCCAUUGAAAGAGAAAACAACCCCAUUGUUGCUGCAUACCCAGGAUCACAUGGGUUUUCAUUCCAUGGACCAUUUCGUAUCGUUUUCCAUGGUGUUUCGCAAUUCCAUUUUCCUGAGGAAGUCAAGCAACGCCGAAGAUAUUCUGUUGCUAUGUGGAGCCGAGCCUCUUCGUUUUCAGCAAUUGCUAGAGGUGUGGCACACAAAGCCGAAAGUGAAGUCUUCAGUGAUAGGGAAUACUGGCUUCCGGUUUAUCCCAAGUAUUCUUACCCAAAAAUUGUAGAACUUUUGAAAGCAGAAGUGAAAACCAACAAGAAAGCCAGACAAUUGUUACAAAAUCGUUAA